UGUAUAAUGACACGCUUGAUAGAGAAAUAAAAUUACCAAUGAUUUUCUUCUAAUUUUUGUCAAAUUCCAAAUCUUAAUAAGGAUUACGAUCUAACGUUUCUUUAGCAUUUUAUGAUUUUAAGAGAAGAAAAUUAUGUCGGUAUCUACUAGCUGAGCCACAAAACAUAUUCGGGUCGGGUUGUAUAAACGGGUAAGAAAACGACUGAGGAUAAAAUGGAGGUUAUGUUGCUCCUUUGAGGGUAUAAAGGUAAAUAUACAGUUUUUUACCCUUUGAACUGCUUUUACUUUGGCCAGUGUCUCUUCUUUCACGCCGCCCAUUUAAUUUUUUUUUUACCUUUUCCCGAAAUGGAACUUCUCGCCGGCGACUGUCGGAAACGAGUCGGCGACGACUUUGACGAAGAUGUUAACCCAUUCGAUGGCUCAGAUGGUGGCUGCGGGUGGAUGUACGGUAGCCGUCAAUCGGGAAACGACGACGCUUUGGCUACGCUCGCAGACUUGGCUUCGCCUCCUCAGAAAUUGAAACCUAUCAGGUGUGGCGUUAAGCUUCCGUCGGAGGAUCGACAUCCUCUUGAUAUUCUCGCCGGAACCCUAGAUAGGCUGCCGGAGAUGGGGUUUGGCUGCUUCGAAGCUCCUUUGGGAUCCAAGAUUGCUGACGUGGAGCAAAGUGGUCAAUUGACUCGUGGGUUUUCAAAGGAGGAUGAUGAUUCUCUUCCGCUUCAAAUGGAGUUUCAAGCUCGAAAUCGCAUCUCUUGGGAUGGUCUCUCUCUCAGCUCCUCUGUUGAUAGCGAUAGCGACUCUUCCUCGGACGUUCGCAAGACCGUCACUGGUAAAAGAAAGCGGGAAACAAGGGUAAAGCUGGAGCAUUUCUUGGAGAAGUUGGUGGGGAGUAUGAUGAAGCGGCAGGAGAAGAUGCAUAACCAGUUGAUUAAGGUGAUGGAGAAGAUGGAAGGGGAGAGAAUACGCCGUGAGGAAGCUUGGAGGCAACAGGAAAUCGAGAGGAUGAUACAGAAUGAAGAGGCGCGGAAGCAAGAGUUGGCACGCAGCUUGUCUCUCAUCUCUUUCAUCAGAAGUGUUAUUGGUGACGAGAUCGAGAUCCCUAAACACUUUGAAUUCCCGCAACCACUCCAGCAGAUUCUUCCCGAACAAUGUAAAGAAGAGAAAUGUGAAUCCGCUCAGACACAAAGAGAGAUAAAGUUUAGGUAUUCAAGCGGCAGUGGGAACAGCGGGAGAAGGUGGCCGCAAGAGGAAGUGCAGGCAUUGAUAAGUACGAGAAGCGAUGUGGAAGAAAAGACGGGGAUCAACAAGGGAGCGAUUUGGGAUGAGAUAUCAGAAAGAAUGAAGGAAAGAGGCUACGAAAGAUCUGCUAAAAAGUGUAAGGAGAAGUGGGAGAACAUGAACAAGUACUACAGGAGAGUAACGGAAGGUGGGGGGAAACAACCUGAGCACAGCAAGACUCGCUCAUACUUUGAGAAACUUGGAAAUUUUUACAAGACUAAUUCCUCGGGAGAGAGGGAAAAAUGAGUGAAAGAUUUUAAAUUAUAGGUGUUUUUGGCACGCAAAACGGGAGGAGAACUUGUAGAUGAUUUCUCGAGUUUAAUUUUUAUAUUUUGGUGUAGUUUGUUUUUAAUUUUUAAACUCGACGACUCUGUAUUUGUAGAAGGUUCGAAUAAAAAAGACAAAUACGUUGGGUGA
Messenger RNA from Arabidopsis lyrata subsp. lyrata, 1692 nucleotides. RefSeq names its product trihelix transcription factor GTL1. Lineage: Eukaryota; Viridiplantae; Streptophyta; Magnoliopsida; Brassicales; Brassicaceae. The transcript has 2 exons. The record is from RefSeq and is a predicted model, not a curated record. Bases 346 to 1521 code for a protein of 391 amino acids.